This is a messenger RNA of Pezoporus occidentalis (night parrot), 769 nucleotides long. Its product is annotated as E3 ubiquitin-protein ligase MARCHF11-like. NCBI's taxonomy places the organism in Eukaryota, Metazoa, Chordata, Aves, Psittaciformes, Psittacidae. The transcript has 4 exons. The record is from RefSeq and is a predicted model, not a curated record. Bases 217 to 759 code for a protein of 180 amino acids.
CCCCCCCCCGGGGCACCCCGAGGCCCCCCCCGGGGUGGGGGGGUCCCGGAGGGUCCUGUUCGCUGAUGCUUUGGGGCUGCCCCUCGCUCGCCUGCGGCAAUACCGGCCCUGGGACCCCCGAGGGAGGGGGGGGCACCCGGUGGGAGGGGGGGGGAUAGGGAUGGGGGGGGGGGGGGGGGGAAUGGGGCGGGGGGGGAGCAGCCCCCCGGGAGCUGGAUGAGGCCUGGGAAGGGCAGGCCACAGGAGGCAGAGGAUGCGCAGCCCCCACCCCCUGACCACCAUAUGGAGCCUGACCCACCCCCAACACCCCCCCCGGAUGCAGAGCAGCCCCUUAUACAGGGUGCUGAGGAGGAGGCGGUGGCGCGGGAGCUGGAGCUGCUUUACCUCUCCCACCUCCGACGGCAACGGGGGGAGCCCGCUGAUAACGGGGACCCCCCCCCCCGAAACGGGGCCCCCCCAUUACCGGAGCGAGCCCCCAACACCUCCUUAGCCAAUGAGAUGGCGCUGCAUUACGAAGCCGGGGGGGGCCGCCGUAGCCCCCCCGUCUUAUUGGGGAGGGGGGGGCCGGUGGAAGGGGCGCUCUUGGUACCGGCCAGGCCCCCCCCCCGGGGCAGGGGGGGCGGUUUGGGGGGGGCCCUGCGGGGUUGUGGGGUGCUCUUGGCAUUGGCGGUGCUGGUACCGGUGGCUUGGGGGGACGGGGGGGCCCCCACGGCGGCGCUGGCGUUGGGGCUCUAUUUGGCACUGGCCUGGCUCACAUAAAGGGGGGACA